AUGGAGCAAAAAGAUGUGCCCAGAAGCUGCCUUUCAAUGGAAGGUGAUGGGGAAGAUGAGUUGCUCCAAACACUCCCGAGAGAGAGAAACUGGGGUGGCACUUCUGAUCUCUGCCAAUUCCAAGGCUUUUGGUGUCCAUUAUGGGUAUUUCAUGGCCUCAUCUCCUUCCAAAAACACUUCCAAGCACACGCCACCGAUCUAAUCUUAGCCAGUGCCCCCAAAACAGGCACUACUUGGUCUAAGGCUCUCGUGUUCGCCAUCGUGAACCGCACUCGUUAUGGUUUCAAUGACAACCCUUUGCUCACUGCCAAUCCUCAUGACCUCGUACCCUUCUUGGAGAUGGAUCUCUACUUGAACAGAAACAACCUCCCAAACCUCGAGGAUCGAAGUGACCCGAGACUUCUCUCAACCCACGUCCCAUUUGCAUCACUACCAGUUUCUAUCAUAGACUCAGGUUGUCGCAUUGUGUACGUGUGUCGAAACCCUUUCGAUCAGCUCAUCUCCCAUUGGCAUUUCACACUCAAACGUUCCAAAGAAAAUGCGGAUCAUCCACCACUUCCUUUAGAAGAAUGUUUCGAAAGGUACUGCAAGGGAGUUAUCAGUUUCGGACCCUUUUGGGACCAUGUUUUAGGGUAUUGGAAAGCGAGUUUGGAGAAGCCAAACAAGGUGCUGUUCUUGAAAUAUGAGGACUUAAAAGAGGAUGCCAAGUUUGGUCACCUUAAGAAGCUGGCGGAGUUCUUGGGCUUCCCUUUUUCGGGCGAUGAAGAGAGAGAUGGGGUGAUAGAACAAGUAUCCAAUUUGUGUAGUUUUGAAAAUCUUAAAUCUUUGGAGGUUAAUAACAUCGGAAAACGCAAGUGUGGGCGUCAAAACACUGACUUUUUCAGGGAAGGCAAGGUGGGAGAUUGGGCUAAUUAUCUAACUCCUUCAAUGGCACAACGUUUGAACAACCUUGUGGAAGAGAAGUUGGCUGGUUCUGGCUUAACUUUCAGGCUUCUUCAUUAA
Messenger RNA from Cornus florida, 1002 nucleotides. Its product is annotated as cytosolic sulfotransferase 15-like. The transcript has a single exon. NCBI's taxonomy places the organism in Eukaryota, Viridiplantae, Streptophyta, Magnoliopsida, Cornales, Cornaceae. Gene Ontology annotation, biological process: sulfation. Gene Ontology annotation, cellular component: cytoplasm. The record is from RefSeq and is a predicted model, not a curated record. Bases 1 to 1002 code for a protein of 333 amino acids. Gene Ontology annotation, molecular function: sulfotransferase activity.